CCCCGCCUCCAAGGUGGCGGCGCCCAGUGCCCCGGGCUGCGACUCGCCUCGGCUCAACCUGGAAUUAUAGCGCUGACAGUUGCCGGUGCCAUGGACCGGCCGGGGUUCACGGCGUCGCUGGUGGCUGGUGGAGUAGCAGGUGUCUCUGUUGACUUGAUAUUAUUUCCUCUGGAUACCAUUAAAACGAGGCUGCAGAGUUCCCAAGGGUUUCACAAGGCUGGUGGUUUUCAUGGAAUAUAUGCUGGCGUUGCUUCUGCUGCUAUUGGAUCCUUUCCUAAUGCUGCUGCCUUUUUUAUCACCUAUGAAUAUGUGAAAUGGUUUUUGCACACUGAUUCAUCUUCAUAUACGAUGCCUGUGAAGCAUAUGUUGGCUGCCUCUGCUGGAGAAGUGGUUGCCUGCCUGAUUCGAGUUCCUUCUGAGGUAGUUAAACAGAGGGCACAGGUUUCUGCUGCUUCGAGAACAUUUCAAAUUUUCUCUAACAUCUUAUAUCAAGAGGGCAUCCGAGGAUUGUAUCGAGGCUACAAAAGCACAGUUUUAAGAGAGAUUCCUUUCUCAUUGGUCCAGUUUCCCUUGUGGGAGUCCUUAAAAGCCCUCUGGUCCUGGAGGCAAGAUCGUGUGGUGGAUCCUUGGCAGUCAGCAGUCUGCGGAGCGUUUGCAGGUGGAUUUGCUGCUGUGGUCACCACCCCUCUGGAUGUGGCCAAAACAAGAAUCAUGUUGGCGAAGGCCAGUUCCAGCACCGCGAGUGGGGACGUCCUCUCUGCCCUGCACGGGGUCUGGCGGACGCAGGGGCUGUCGGGAUUAUUUGCAGGUGUCUUCCCUCGAGUGGCAGCAAUCAGUCUGGGAGGUUUCAUCUUUCUUGGUGCUUACGAUCAAACGCACAGCUUGCUGUUGGAACUCGGCAAAGAGAGCCCAUGAAUCACGCCCACAUCCCCUCGUCCAGGAGGGGCCUGCUGUGAGCGUGUCCCUCCAGGCCAGCCGGCUCGGCCCUCCGAGGGAGCCCAGCUCUGCAGAUGGCACAGGAGCGCGUGCCCCUGCUGCGGCCGGCUGGGCUGUCAGCAUUCUGCCAGGGCGCUGAGAGCAAGCAUGGCAGCGCUGUGGACGCCUUUCUCAGAACUCCUUAAUAAACAUGCUCAGGGAUGCUGAGU
Molecule: messenger RNA, 1145 nt
Organism: Molossus molossus (Pallas's mastiff bat)
Lineage: Eukaryota; Metazoa; Chordata; Mammalia; Chiroptera; Molossidae
Gene: SLC25A26
Product: solute carrier family 25 member 26
Exons: 10
Coding region: 91-915 (274 amino acids)
Biological process (GO): transmembrane transport
Cellular component (GO): mitochondrial inner membrane
Molecular function (GO): S-adenosyl-L-methionine transmembrane transporter activity
Source: RefSeq, a predicted model, not a curated record